CGUUUGAAAAUUCAUUAUAGGACACACACCGGGAAAAGCCAUAUAAAUGCAAUGAGUGCAAUUACGCUAGUAGCCGGAAAAAUCAUUUGCUAAAUCAUGUAAGGACACACACUGGUGAAAAGCCAUAUAAAUGUGAUCAGUGUGACUACGCUAGUAGCCAUCAAAUGUCAUUGCAAGUUCACGUAAGGACACAUACUGGGGAAAAGCCAUAUAAAUGUAACCAGUGCAGCUUCGCUAGUAGCCAGAAAAAUAAUUUGAUAAAUCAUGUAAGGACACACACUGGUGAAAAGCCAUAUAAAUGUGAUCAGUGUGACUACGCUAGUAGCCAGAAAAGUUCAUUGAAAGUUCACGUAAGGUCACAUACUGGGGAGCAGCCAUAUAAAUGCAACCAGUGUAACUACGCUAGCAGCUAUAUAAGUUCACUGCAAGUUCAUGUAAGGACACACACUGGGGAAAAGCCAUAUAAAUGCAACCAGUGUAACUACGCUUGCAGCUAUAUAAGUUCACUGCAAGUUCAUGUAAGGACACACACUGGAGAAAAGCCAUAUAAAUGCAACCAGUGCAACUACGCUAGUUGCCAGAAAAAUCAUUUGAAAAAGCACAUAAGGACACACACUGGGGAAAAGCCGUAUAAAUGCCAACAAUGCAACUACGCUAGUAGCCAGAAACAUAAUUUGCUAAUUCAUGUAAGGACACACACUGGUAAAAAGCCAUAUAAAUGCAACCAGUGCAAUUACGCUAGCAGCUUUAAACGACAUUUGCAAGCUCAUGUAAGGACACACACUGAGGAAAAGGCAUAAAAAUAUAACC
This is a messenger RNA of Leguminivora glycinivorella, 810 nucleotides long. RefSeq names its product zinc finger protein 782-like. Gene Ontology annotation, molecular function: DNA-binding transcription factor activity, RNA polymerase II-specific; RNA polymerase II cis-regulatory region sequence-specific DNA binding. NCBI's taxonomy places the organism in Eukaryota, Metazoa, Arthropoda, Insecta, Lepidoptera, Tortricidae. The record is from RefSeq and is a predicted model, not a curated record. The transcript has a single exon. Gene Ontology annotation, biological process: central nervous system development; regulation of transcription by RNA polymerase II. The coding region runs from base 165 to 800 and encodes 211 amino acids. Gene Ontology annotation, cellular component: nucleus.